AUGAAGUGGGCAUAUAAAGACGAAAAUCCAUUUGAAAGAAGACUUGCUGAAGGCAAAAAAAUUCGUAAUAAAUAUCCAGAUCGUAUUCCUGUUAUCGUUGAGAAACAUCCAACAUCAAGAUUGAAAGAUUUGGAUAAAAAAAAGUAUCUUGUUCCUUCAGAUCUCACUGUAGGACAAUUUUACUUUUUAAUCAGAAAAAGAAUUCAACUUCGACCAGAAGAAUCUUUAUUCUUCUUUGUUAACAAUGUUAUACCGCAAACCAUGACUACUAUGGGUCAACUUUACCGUGAUCACUUUGAGGAAGAUUUGUUUUUAUACAUUGCCUACAACGAUGAAAGCGUCUAUGGAUCCUAA
Molecule: messenger RNA, 354 nt
Organism: Strongyloides ratti
Lineage: Eukaryota; Metazoa; Nematoda; Chromadorea; Rhabditida; Strongyloididae
Product: Gamma-aminobutyric acid receptor-associated protein
Exons: 1
Coding region: 1-354 (117 amino acids)
Biological process (GO): cellular response to nitrogen starvation; autophagosome assembly; macroautophagy
Cellular component (GO): autophagosome membrane; autophagosome; cytosol
Molecular function (GO): GABA receptor binding; ubiquitin protein ligase binding
Source: RefSeq, a predicted model, not a curated record